AUGGAGCCAUUGAUCACAGACGAGAAGCCCCGGUAUGCUCGUCUACAUGGCGAUGAUGAGAACGUCCCCGAGAACCCAGAGGCAUUAGCCCUCAUACGGAAGUGGAAACGAAGAUUCUACGUCCUUCUCGCUUCAUCUCUGUCCUUCAUCACAAUUAUCUUCGGCGUUGGAGUCUACAGCAUCUUGUCAUUGCAAGAUUCUCCGGCUCCAGUUCAAUACGUCAACAAAUGGCUAACCGGUGACCCGGACACCAAAAAGUUCAUGGGCAAACCUCGCCCUGAACUCGACCAGGCAUGGCAUGACCUACUCGAUAGUACUCUGAUCAAGUACUCAGCCGAUGAGCUUUUCCUCGCCAAUAACGCCACAUCUGUUCAGCACAAAGACGGUGGUUUUGUUGGCGGACUGGGGAUUUCCCAUUCGUUGCACUGCCUUAAACGACUAAAGCAAUACAUUCAUCGGGACUACUAUUACGACCAUGAGACGCAAGAUUGGGACGAGCUCUACUCACACGUCGACCACUGUCUCGAGUCGCUGCGGCAAGAGAUCCUAUGCAACGCCGAUGUGAACGUCUACACGCUCAAGUGGACGCCUCACAGUCGGUUCAAGCCUACGGUAAAGGUACCGCAGCCCCAUGCUUGUGUCGAUUGGGAGGCGCUGCAUGGGUGGAUGAAGGGAAGACAGGCUAGGUUGGAGGAUAUGGUUGGUCCGCCGGAGAGCUUGUUUGAGGGGAAGGACUCCAAGGAGAAAGGGGCAAUGUCCGCAAACGAUUACUACCACAACACCAACUCCUCCACCAGCCACACCUCCGGAGAUACUCAACAAACUUCCAACCAGUCCCAUAGCUCACACAGCUAUCCUCCCCAAGGCCAAACCCAGCUGCACUCCUACGACAACCACGGUAACCACCACGGACACUUCCAACUCCAAGACCACGCCGGUCGUCGUCGCAGCUCCGCCAUCUCCAUUCCUGCCGGGGCCGCAGGCGUCAGCUUGAAUCCCCAUCUUGCCCAGGGCUCGUUCCUCCAGCACCAGGUUCCGAACAACACGCCUGCCGCUGCCAAUGCCAACUUUAACUGUACCUCUUCCGGAUCCGGAUCGGGUCAUCCUAAUACCAGCCACUUUUGUCCUGUUGGUCACGAGUCGACCGCUACCACGAAACAUGGUAUAAACGGCAACGGUCCCGACACCCUUCACCAUCCCGAUGGCCCAGACGGAGAAAGAGGUCUCGGCGCCACCCUCGUCGGCGGAGCCAGUGGUCAUUUCCUUGCCCAUCAACUCGGUCACGGCCAUCACGGUGUCGUCGGAAGCACAGCGGGAGCAGUAGCUGCCAAUUUGCUAGAGCACCAAUUGAAGAAGAGCCACAAUCAGCAUGCUCAUGAUUUGGGACACAGCGGUGGAGGAGGGGGGUUAAGUGGAAUGUUUGGUGGUAGUAAUGGUGGACAUCAUGGUGGACAUCAUACGCUUCAGCAGCAGACGCAGCAGCAUCAAUAUCCUACUACCCACGCGGGUUCUGGAGGACAUGGACAUGGACAUGGCUAUGAAUAUGAAUAUGGAGAUGAUCAUGGACAGGGAGGGGUGAAUCAGGGAGGUUAUGGUCAUGGAAAGCAUCACAAGUGGGGGUUGUAG
This is a messenger RNA of Sordaria macrospora k-hell, 1626 nucleotides long. RefSeq lists its product as uncharacterized. Gene Ontology annotation, biological process: mycotoxin biosynthetic process. The record is from RefSeq and is a predicted model, not a curated record. Lineage: Eukaryota; Fungi; Ascomycota; Sordariomycetes; Sordariales; Sordariaceae.